Rattus norvegicus (Norway rat) is the source of this 2432-nucleotide messenger RNA. The record is from RefSeq and is a predicted model, not a curated record. NCBI's taxonomy places the organism in Eukaryota, Metazoa, Chordata, Mammalia, Rodentia, Muridae.
ACAGGGCAUUAGCUGUUGGUUGGUGGCUGGGUUAGUUGGUUGGUUUGGUUGGUUUGGUUGGUUUGGUUGGCUGGUUGGUUGGCUGGUUGGUUGGUUGGUUGGUUGGACAGCAAUUGCAUUUAUUCAGUUAGCCACUGAACUUGGAUAUUCAUGAAUUGUUGAAUCUGAACACAGUAUAGUAGCUGUUGCUUGGCUGGAAAGAAAUUAGAGUUUGAAGAAACAGAAAUUAGACUUGGACAUUCAGGAGCUGUUGGACCCUGACAUAUUUGCUUCUAGCCAUAUAAAUGAGGGCCUGAUCAUGGAGCAGGACCCAGAGAGCCGAGACUCUAUCGAGAACUUUACCACUGGCUAUAAGAUCAUAAGAACCCUGGGAAGGGGACGAUUUUCAGUCGUAAAAAUGGCCUACCACGUCCCAACCCUCACCUGUGUAGCUAUAAAAGUUCUCAAGAACACCGAGAAGUGCUCCUCAGUGAUGAGCAGGGAAGUUGACAUUCUAAAGUCCCUGGGCCAUCCUCAUAUCAUCAAGGUGGUCGAAGUGGUCCAGACAAGAGAGGCCACCCACCUGGUCAUGGAGCAUGCCUCUCAGGGAGACCUACUGGACCGAAUCCGGGAAUGUGGAUAUUUAAAAUCGUGGGAGGCCCGAAGAAUGUUUAGACAGAUAUUAGAGGCAGUACAAUUCUGCCAUGACAAUAAUAUUGUCCACCGAGACAUAAAGGCCAACAACAUUUUGAUAGACGGAAGGUCGAAUGCCAAGCUCUGUGAUUUUGGCCUAGCUGCUAAAACACUUCCUGGGCAGAAGCUGAUUGAUUUCUGUGGCACGCUGCCAUACAGUGCGCCAGAAUUCUUUGAAGCUGAGGAAUAUGAGGGCCGCCCAUUUGACGUAUGGAGUGUAGGUGUCCUCCUCUUCUUCAUGGUGACUGGGCACUUGCCUUUCCUAGGCAAGUCAUUUGCAGAGGUGAGGAGACAAAUCAGUUCAGCCAAUUUCAGCAUCCCGCCUCACGUUGCCAACGAUAUUUUCAAUGUUAUAGUGGAAAUGCUGAUGAUAAAUCCCAGCAGGAGGCCCAGCAUCCAGCAAAUUAUGAUGCGCCCCAUGAUCAAAGACAGCCAGGCCUACUCACCACCGACAUCCAUACAGACGUUCACAGGAACACCAAGCCCUAGCAUCAUCAAAGCCAUGAGAGUCAUGAGGCAUACACCUGAGAAAAGCACUGAGUCUCUGAUAGACCAAAAUAUCAACGAGGUGCUGACAACAUACUUGAUUCAACAGCACAAGCCACUCAGGAAAGUCUGCACACACCACCAAGUGGAGCCAGGUGUAGAAGAUCUUCACUCCUUCCCUCGUUUUCUUAAGAGAAAGGGACCUCUUCUCUCCUCCUUCACCUUGUCCUCAAAUUCAUCCAAUAUGCGGGAGAAGGAGGAUAGGAAGAAUUCCAGGAAGGUUGUCAGAAGGCAUGCUGUAAGCUACCAGCAAACAAGGACCAACACCCUCCAGCUCGAACUCCUGGACUGUCCUAUAGCUGAAGAAUUCAAGGAUAACAGGCUGCAAAUCAGGAAGACAUUCUCAGACUCCAAGACUGUGUUGUCUUGUAGUCUAACUGAACAUAUCCAGUCACCUCGACUUCAAUACACCUAUUCCACUACAGCAGACCGGAAUGUGUCCUCCUUCAUACCGCCACAUGAUUUCUGUGCAUCACUGCAGACACCUAAAGGGAUAAGCCUUGCAGGCUGCUCUGGAGAUACCUGGCAGAGAGAGACACUCGUGGACAAAAACACCUUCAUCAAGGAAGAGGCCAUGGUUCAUGAAGAUACCGUCACUAGUGGCCAGCCACAAGUUCCUUGCCCAGCUUCCCGUCGGGGAUGGCAUCACCACUGGAAGGGGUUUAAAAAGACAAUUAGUAGAAGCCUUCGAAACCUGUGCUGCUGUUUUAAGAGUUGGCCUCACACCCUGAUGAUUCCUUGUCAUCCAUACCCUGAUAUGUAGAAGCCCUGGAGUCUAUAUCUCUGUCAGUGUGUCUGUCUUUACUUUUACAUAAACUACUUCCAUUCAGGUUGGUCUCAAUGCAUGUUUCUUAUACUGGACUCCUAGAGAGCCAUGUACCCCUCAGGAUGGCCUUAAGUGGAAAACACAAAAUAGAAACAUCAAGUAUAAAAUCCCAAUUGAUGGAAAUAGAUUCACAAAAUUAAAAACCAACAGAUGAAAAACACUAACCACUCCAAUAAAAAUCCUUAAUAUAUCACUCUUAAUUCUAACAGACUCACAGGUGUAUGCUAAGGGAACAUAUUCCAUGUACAAUAAACAGAAGAAACUGGUUCUUAUUUUCUGAUAUGUUUAUGUAAAUUAAGCAUACUUUCAUUUUUUUCUGACAUUUUUUUUCCUAUUUUGGAAUAGUGUUGCUAUGCCGGUUUUAGUGUUCACACAGUCAAACCUAAAA